Molecule: messenger RNA, 2422 nt
Organism: Callorhinus ursinus (northern fur seal)
Lineage: Eukaryota; Metazoa; Chordata; Mammalia; Carnivora; Otariidae
Gene: CBLN3
Product: cerebellin 3 precursor
Biological process (GO): maintenance of synapse structure
Cellular component (GO): synapse
Molecular function (GO): protein binding
Source: RefSeq, a predicted model, not a curated record
ACCAAGUUCUCUGUCAUCCCAUAUGCAGCCUUCAGUGCUCUCCAGAGGGGUUGCCCUGGGUUCUGGCCAUAGCCCUCCUGUCUGGCUGCUUCAUCCCUCCUCUCCCUCCUCGAGCCCAACUGCUGCUGUCACUUCAUGCCCUGCCAAGGAGGAGGGAACUGCAGUGACGGCGGGAGAGAGAGGCAGGACAGAGAGGUAUGGAGAGAGAGAGAUGUUGAGACCAGGGAACGGUGAGACCCAGAGAGAGGGCUGAGGAGCAGGGUGAGAGGUAGUGAGAGUCCACCAGAAGCGGAAACUGAAAGGAACACCAAGAGGGGGCAGAAGACAGGAGGACUUGUGGGUCACAGAGCCACUCAGCCAUGGUGGGAGCCAAGCGACACUGGCUACCAGGUCUCCUACCCAGCCCCAGGCUGCCCUCGGCCCUGAUGCUUCUGGCUCUAGGGUGCGGGUGGGCCCAAGAGGGGGCAGAGCCUGUCCUCUUGGAGGGUGAGUGCCUGGUGGUCUGUGAGCCUGGCCGGGCUGCUGCAGGGGGCCCUGGGGGAGCAGCCUUGGGAGAGGCGCCCCCCGGAAGAGUGGCAUUUGCCGCAGUCCGAAGCCACCAUCAUGAGCCAGCAGGAGAGAUCAGCAAUGGCACCGGUGGGGCCAUCUACUUCGACCAGGUCCUGGUAAAUGAGGGUGGUGGCUUUGACCGGGCCUCAGGCUCCUUCGUGGCCCCUGUCCGUGGUGUCUAUAGCUUCCGGUUCCAUGUGGUGAAGGUGUACAACCGCCAAACUGUCCAGGUGAGCCUGAUGCUGAACACAUGGCCUGUCAUCUCAGCCUUUGCCAACGACCCUGAUGUGACUCGAGAGGCAGCCACCAGCUCUGUGUUACUGCCCCUGGACCCGGGAGACCGGGUGUCCCUGCGCCUGCGUCGGGGGAACCUCCUGGGUGGCUGGAAAUAUUCAAGCUUCUCUGGCUUCCUCAUUUUCCCACUCUAAAAGUUCAAGCUUUUCAAGGACUGGAAUCUAACCCCUGACCUCUGACCUCCGCCCUCUGCCCUCUCCUGCCCAGAAGCAGCUUCUCUGGGGUAGGAGAGAGGCUCCCUCUGGCUGCCUGUAUUCUACCUUCUUGCAUGGGACCCUGUGCCUAACACCCACGGUGAAGAGUGAAGAGUAGAGCUGUGGUGUCUGGGGACCUGGCCCCUCUUACCUCCCCUCCCACCCCCUGCCUCUCACUGCAGGGUUUGUGCCUGUGGGGUUUGGCAGGUAGGGAGGUCUGUGCUACUUUGCAGACUCUGCUCUUCCUGUUCCUCCACCCCCAGCUCUCCACUCAGUGCUAUUUGGGGACAGGUGGCCCAGGUGAGCCUGACAGGCCCCCACUGGGGCCCAGAUGGACCAGCCUCAGUGUGCCCUGCAGGCUCCUUCCUGUGAGGUGUGCCAGCAUCACGGAUCUUGGCCAGCACAAUCAGAAGCUGAGCCAGCACUGUGUGGGCUAGGGCAGGAGGCUUAGGCACCAGCAGAGUGCGGGGAGGACCACAGAGCAGCCCGGAGCCUGGGGCUGGUGAGGCAGGCAGGGCAUGUGCCCAGCCUGAACGUGGUAUACGUAUUUCAUUUACAUGGGAACGGCCAACAGGCAGUGAACCUGGGUAUCCAUCUGUGCUAGGUCCCAGAUGGACUCUGGCCUUCCCCUCCCCAUCCAAGACAUGGGGUGUUAUGUGUUCGCUCUAGCCAAGAGUGGGUAUACUGAGUUUCCUUAGACAGCUGGAGGGAGGGGUAGAAAGUCACAUGUGAGCAAGUGUAGAUCUCCAGGCAUGGAAUGUGUCAAUGACAAGGCCACCUCCUAGAACUGCUCCACCUUUGUGAUCUGAACUUCAACCACUCCACACCCUGCCGGUCCCCUCCCAGCUCUCUCAGCUACCAUCACUGUACCUGUUCCAGAUGAUCCCUCAGCCUCUCUUCUUUCUCCUGAUUCGUGCUGUCUUGUCGUCCUUUCUUAAACUUCCUGUUAUCUUGGAUGCUAUGAUUCAUCCCUUCAGCCACUCUCCUGCUGGUAUUAUAAAAUCUCUCUGUCUUACCGAGCUGUCCCAUUCUCCCAGCAUGGAUGAACCUAUCAGUGAAGCAACUAGAGAAUGAUGGUCAGUGAGAAACUGCAGGAUCACUGAAGAGACAAGAUGCCAUUACAAUUUGGAUCAGGGGUUACAAGUUACAGGCAGGUAUGUUGUUGAGAAGAUAAAUGUAAGCUUGUAUAGUCAAGUCAAAUAAAAAAGGAAAUUAGUAAUGCUUGAAUUAAAUAGGAAAUACCAAUGUGAAUUUGUGGUUUUCAAAAGAAAUAACUUUUUCAAACGUUGUCACUAAAGUAGCCUAGAAACAACAUCAGGAAAAAUCUGAUAUGCAUUCUUAGCACCAGGAUCUUUGCCUCAAAUAUUAUUCACCUUUAAAAUAAC